Molecule: messenger RNA, 6014 nt
Organism: Mercenaria mercenaria
Lineage: Eukaryota; Metazoa; Mollusca; Bivalvia; Venerida; Veneridae
Exons: 13
Coding region: 232-1794 (520 amino acids)
Molecular function (GO): kinase activity
Source: RefSeq, a predicted model, not a curated record
UACUUUUUGACCUUGGACUGGUACAUGAUUAGUAUUAACCGUGUGUUGAGAAUGAGUAUGAAAAUCAAUACGCAGUCGAGAUUCUGACACACAUUAAAUAUAGGAUUCAUUGAUGCGGUCAAGCAAGAAAACUAAGCGUUGUGACAACAGACCGUUCCUUACAAGACGGGUUUAGUUGAGUAAGGCUCCUCGGAAGUUGGGUAACUGAUCGUAUGCUUUUCAGGGAGGAAGAUGGCGGAACAAGUUUCGCCGGCAUUAGAAGGUGGUAAAGAUGUAAUUACACAUUGUACAUGUAAUGUUAAAAAUAAGAAUUAUUCUGUCAGUCUGACAAACGGCGAACUAACAUGGCACAUUGCAGGCAACACUGAACAGAAAGAAAUACAGACUGUCAGAACAGUGGACAUACUUUCUGUGUCACUACAGAGCUCAACAAAACAGAACAGUAACAAUGACAGUGUGUGUGUCUCCUAUGUUAGACAGGAGAAAAAGUACAUAUUGAAAUCAUGUUCUGUUGUGUUCACAGCUGGUGAUUUACAGUUAAUCGGUAACCUUCAUCAGCAAAUCACCGAUGUGAUCAGAAACGUUGGACAGAAACCAAAGAGGUUGUUGGUGCUGAUCAAUCCAGUGAGUGGUAGAAGCAGGGGUAGAACUGACUAUGAACAAAAGGUGGCACCCAUCUUCCGGGAUGCUGGGAUAGACACGGAUGUCAUUGUCACAGAAAAAGCGCAUCACUGUGAGGAAAUAUUGUCAACAUAUGAUAUAAAGUCAGUAAAUGGGUUAGUUUUGGUUGGUGGGGACGGAUUGUACCACGAGGCGGUGAAUGCGUUAAUGAAAAAACUGGCAUCUGAACAAGGUCUUAAUGUGGAUGAUCCUGAUGAAACAUUACCCAGUAUUGAUCUUCCUAUGGGAUUGAUGCCAUGUGGUACUGGCAAUGGGAUAGCAAGUGAUUGUUAUGGUAAUAAAGAUGUUACUACGGCAGCACUGUCAAUCGCAAUAGGCUAUCAGUACCCGGGGAACAUGAUGAGUGUUCAUAGUGGCAACAAGCUGAUUGCUUACAGUAUCGUGUUGGCAGGUUAUGGGCUAUGGGGUGACUUGAUGUAUGCAGCAGAAUCUAGGAGAGGUCAAGGACUAUGGAGAUAUCAAAUUGCAAUAAUGCAACAAAUGCUGAUGAAACCCUACCGCAGAGUAAAUUUGACAAUAGAGUAUACAAGCCGAGAAAUCCGAGAAAAACAAAAUGAUAGGGAAGUUAACGUACAAACAAAAGACGAAAUGGACAACACAGAUAUUGCUGGUAAUAUGAAAGAAACUCCAGAUAGCACUGCACAACCUGACGCUGUGACAAGUAAAAAUGGUUUCCAUUCAGCAACAGUAAAAGAAAAUGUAAUUGGAGCAUUAAUUUCACUAAUGACGCGGUCGGCAGCAUUCACUUCUACCGGAGAGCCGGCAUUGACUUCUGCCGGGGAACCGGAUGUUUCACAGAUGAUGAUGUGUUUGAACAAGUCAUCCCGGCUCAUGAACUUGAUCAGCUUCCUUUUUCAGAUGAUGACACUCAACUACAAUGCCAUUGAUAGAAGAGAUGAUAUAACAGUUCUGCCUGGUAAACAAUGGACGGUAAAGUUAGAAGACCCAAGUCAGCCGGAAACAGAAAAUUGGGAACUUGAACACAUCAUGAGUAUUGAUGGCGAGUUUUUUAGAUUGCCUAAACCAGAAUUUCAAGCAAAAUUGCUGUAUGACAAAAUAAAAUUGUUCAGCAACAUGCCGUAUGCAACGAAAAGGGAGAUGAAAAAGACAUGAUGCAUUUAUUUGUAUCAGAAAUUUGUGUUCAUUUUGUUAAAAAGAUAUAUGUGUUUAGAUACAUUACAAUUUGGUAUUAUCUAAAGUUUGAUUAAGGAUAAAUAGAAAUGGUAUAUCUCUUUUAAAUUCAUUGUAUUUUUAUAUUGUCUUUUCUAGACGGGAUCCGUUGCGUCUCUUGUUUUAUCGUCUCUGUGAUGUCUAGAUAUUUACAAGAAGAUUUACUUCAAGCUUAUAUUUGACUGUUCAAGAAGCCCCAUAGCAUUUUGUACUUUAAUUUUGACUGAGAUGUCCUCCAUUCAUCGUAUAUUUUCGACGUAAAGUGAGACUGAUUUGUUCUUCAGUUUUACAUUAAAAUCAUGACUAAAAUCAGAGAAAAGCUUUUAAACUCUUCCACAUUUGACUGCUGUUUAUCAUGAACAUUUAUGUUCGUCACAAUGCUGGUAAUUUGUAAAUACUUGCCUCACCAUUUGUUUAGAAUUUAAUUGGAUAAUUACUUGCGAAAAGCAAUUUUGCAAAUAGCUUUAUUGAUUUGAAGACUGUCUAACUCUUAAAGAGCUUUUAAUAUAUAUCUGCGCCAUUUAGAGAGACACAAUCCUUGCCAUUUGACAAGUAUAUGCCCGUUGUCAAACCAGUUAAGAUUUGUAUUUAUAUUGACACCUAAUUCAGCUAAAUUGUCAAAAGUAUUUGAUAAACCAGAAGUAGAAAUCAAAAUGAAGCAGUAGUUUGAAAGGAAACUGACAAUCAUGUCAUAUAGAACAUUACCCUAUAAGCAGCGACGAAGCCGGGGCAAGCAAACAGUUGUAAAUGUUCUUCGAAUGUGUCCCUUUCCAAAAGAGAGGGUCAAUAUUCUUUCACUCAUGUGUGUCAGUCUUUAGAAGUUGGUAAACCAUUUGGCUUCCGGUCAAUGAAUAAAGAAUGCUUAGUCUCACAUUCUAACACGACCAGCAAAUAACUUACAUGCAUGUAGAGCAACAUCUAUCUCGGGUUAUUCUGCAAUAAACCACUCGCGUGCAAUGACGUCAUCCGAUCCAGGUGCGUAACACGGUCGUAAAAAGUAGUUACCAUUUUUUCUUAUACUGUUGAUACUAGUAUGUCGUGUUAGAAUCAAAAUAAUAAGUUCCAAAGUGUGAUUCUUAUGCGAAACAAUAUAUCACUCAGGCCUACGGCCUUGGUGAUAUAUUCUUACGCAUAAGAACUCAAAACUCGGGUUAUUCUAUGAUAAACCACGUUUGGGAACUUAUUAUUUCUUAAAUAUUCAAAUUUCAUGUGAUGAUUGCCUGUAGUCAGUUGGCCCUUAUUGUUUUCAGGUCAAAAAUCAAGUUUACUGUGUCCAAACUGAAACGGUUUUCGCUUAAUACGUGUAAACGCUUUGACAUACAGAUAUCAAACUUCGUAGUAUGACUGCCUGUGAUCUGUAAAUGACACUAUCAUUUUGGAUGUCAGUAUGUCUAGAAUCAAGGUCACUGGGACCUCGAGACUGAAACCCGUUUCCACGCAAUAAUCGUGUAGAUGGCCCCUAUUGUUUUGGUCUAGGGCCAAGGUGACCUCGAGACUGAAAAUGGUUUUCGCUUAGUAAUUGAAGUACUCUUUAGUCCACAGCUUUCAAACUUCAUUAGAUGAUUAACUUGCUAUAGUCAUUUAGAUGACCCCUUUUGUUAUGAGGGUAAGAACGUCAUUGUCAUAGUGAUAUCGGGACUGAAAAUUAGACAGGCAGUCACGGGGAUCAUACAUCUCUUGUUUACCGAAUUUACGCAUAUCAUUUUUUAAACUCCUCUCUUGUUUUUAUUUCUUUUCUCUGUCGAAAAUUUACUUAUUUCAAUUAAAACUGAACAAAGUCAUGAAUGAUCGUUAUGUUAAAAUUGACCAUAAAUCAAAAACAGUCUGACGUAUAUCAACUGAGCUGUGACACUUGAAUUCUGUAAAUGUUUGGUAGAGAUAACAACAAAAAUAUCAAGUAUGGAGUUACAAAUGUUUAAAGUGUAUGCCUCUUUUACGAAUUAACAGUUUCUAUAUGAAAGCAUGUAUUUUGAUGACUUUAUUUAAACUCAACUUACGUGCUUGUUCACUGUGAUUAUAUGACGUGCAAUGCACAUGUAUCAUUACUCUGCUUUCUUUUCUUUUUUAAAAAUGUUGUACCAUUUAUUUAACUCAUUCUGAACUUUGUUCAGGGUAAGCUUUUAGUAUAGAUGGGUCGUCAUGCGUCUUGCGUCAACAUUUUUACUUUAACAUCUUCUCGUUUGAAACUACUUGUCAAACGUUCACCAAACUUGGUCUUUAGCCUUGACGUAUGGCCCUCUCUAAAGUUUGUUCGAAUGGUUGCAUUUAAUUUAUGUAGGAACCGCCAGAGAUGAAAGAGGGAAAAAACGUUUUAACAACUUCUUCUUAUGAAUCACAUGAAAUAGUUUAAUAUACGUGGUUUGUAUUGUCCUUAUGUGGUCUUUCAAAUUUGUUUAACAUGAUCUCUGUUGCGGCCGACAUAACUUAAACUUUCUGAAGAAACAUUUAAACAUCUCGCCUCAUGAACUUGGGAUAGAUCCUCGCCAAAGAUUGAUUUGUAGCAUCGUUGUAUGGUCUUCUUUCAGAUUCUUUCAAAUAAUUUCGCUUGGCCGAUUUUAGCACUAGCUAGACAUAAAAAUAGAAGAAAAAAACUACUUAUUGCUAUGAACUUCUUUAAGGAUCAUCACCAGAUUGCUUCUGUAGCAUUCUUGUAAGGUCCUUUAUCACUGUUUUGCGGCCCUUUUAUGCUAAAACACGAAACAACUUCUCGUGAACCACUUCAUGGAUUUUAGCUCAUCUUAGCCAAAGGCUUGUGGUGAGCUUUUGUGACCGCUCAAUGUCCGUCGUGCGUCGUGUGUCGUGCGUCCGUCAACAUUUUCUUAUAAAAUCUUCUAGAAAACCACUGGGCAGAAUUACACCAAACUUCACAGGAAUGAUCCUUGGGUGGUCCCCUUUCAAAGUUGUUCAAAGAAUUUAGUCCAUGGAGAACACUGGUUGCAAUGGCAACCGAAAGGAAAAACUUUAAAAAUCAUCUUGUCCAAAACCGCAAGGCGUAGAGCCUUGAUAUUUGGCUUGUGACAUCAUCUUAUGGUCCUCUAUUAAGAUUGUUCAAAUUGUGCCCCUGAGGUGAAAAGACUGUUUAAUUAUAUUUACCUGAUGUACCAAAGUUGUUACGGGUCACCUUACUAUAACCUUGACCUACUGACCUACUUUCUUGUUGUUUUUUUUAAGAUACAGCCUUGAAAUUUGGAUGACAUGUAGUUUUGCAUACCGAUUUUAAAACUGACUUUCAGUGACCAUGAAUGUGACCUACUGACCUACUUUCUAAUAUUUUAGCAUCAGUUUGCCAUUUGAAACAUGUGGCUCAUAUUAUUCAGGUGAGCGAGUCAGGGUCAUCAUGACCCUCUUGUUGCCACACAUGGUCUGUAACAUCCAUGUUCAGACCUAUCUCAAGCUCUGCAUGACCACUUUUAGGGCAACUACAAUCUGACUAAAGUACAUCUCCUGUUACGCUACGCUUAGGAUCUGAAGACGUGCUAUUGAUAGCCUCGUUCUGACGACCGUUCCGCUAACCAGUCAGAGCCUUAAUUACAACAUUUUGUAAAUCUAAGGUAUGUCGAUGGUCUUACUAGGAUGCCCAUCCAAGUCUUCCGUCCAUCAAAAGCUGUAAAUGCGGUAAUAUGACUUUUCAUGAGCAGCCAGAACUCAUCUGCGGAUGUCUCUAAAUUGCUUUUUGUACUUUUAGCAUGUGUAAAUGUUGAGUUCUGCUCAACCCGGGGCUAGAGGGCGUGGACGGUAGCAUGCAUUUCCACUACCGUCCAUGAACAGGCUCAAUCAAACCGAGCCUGCAACAUUUUCGUUUUUGUCGUGUUGGGCGACCUGUGAAGUUUUUUAGAAUAGAUACUAAAGGUAAAACAUUGUGCCCGUACACAUUUCUAAAUAUGUCUCCGAUAUCAAGGUCACGAAUCUUCAUGACCGACGGCGGCCAUCUCUGUGAUAUUACAAGAUGAAUGUUUUCAUACUAAACACAAGUGUUAUGUGUCAGAAUUCAUGUGUAAGGUCAGGUUUAGGUGAACGACUUGGGGCAAUCAUGGUUCACCCGUUGCUAUGUUUGCAGGUAUCCAGUUUCAAGUUUUCUGUUGUAACGUAUCUUGAUGGUGCUUUAUUUUGUUAAUAUGGAUAUAUUCCCAAAUUGUUUUUAUAAAUAAAAUAUUUAUCUGUUA